Molecule: messenger RNA, 1167 nt
Organism: Iphiclides podalirius (scarce swallowtail)
Lineage: Eukaryota; Metazoa; Arthropoda; Insecta; Lepidoptera; Papilionidae
Source: the annotation of a GenBank genome assembly
AUGCAGCCAGUUGUGCAAGAGGGUCACACUAACAUGCAGCUAAUGCAAAACCAAAACAGCAUAACUUCUGAAAACGUUUCAAGCCCCUAUCAUAACCAAGGAAAUUUAGACCCAAGGAUGAAUCACAUGAGUGGAGCAAGGGAUCAAAUGAGUGGAGGGGGAGGAAUAAGUGGAGCAGGAGUAAAAAACAACAUGAAUGUAUUGGGAGCUAACGUGGGGAGUGUAGGAGGCUUCACGAGUGGAGUAGAAGGGCACAUGAGUGGAGCAGGAAGAGAAUAUAUGAACGGUCCAGGCCACCACGUAGGGAGAAUAGGCGAACAAGGAAGCGGAGUGGGUGGCCAUAUGGCCGGAAUGGGCCCAAAUAUAGUUAAUAUGAUGAUGAGCGGGCACAAACCAAAUGCAAACGAAAAACCUGUAGAAGAAGGAGGCAUCCUAACGCAGCCAAUGAUUAUCGAUGCUCCUCAGUCACCUCAUGGUCAAAUAGGAGUUACUCCUAUACCUGCCCAAAUGGGUACUCAUCAAAGUAGUGACAGGCCACUUCAGGCAUUAAAUCAACAACAAUAUGAAAAUAACCAAGGAAAUUUCAAUAAGCCAAACCUAAACAGUUCAAACAUGUCGAAUGCAGGAAAACCUUUGCAACAAAUAACACCAAAUCACUGUGCCCAUGGACAGCACGCCCAUGGUAUCGCUAAGUUUAAUGAGAUGUUUCCUGGUGUAAUGACAGGUUUUGGCGGUGAUUUGAACUUUGACCCCAUGGCGCUAGCUGUACAAAUGAAUCCCGCUAAUCAACAGCGUACUGCUAUAGACACAAUCCAGAAACUUAUGUGUGAAGGCAUGUUAAACGUAUCUCAACAGCGAGCAGGAAGAAAUGCACCUAACCAACAAGUUGUAGUAGAAAAAGUCGGAGGCGAUACUUUACCAGAAAAUGAAGCUGAAAACGAGGCCGCGAAAAGACAAGUAGUUUCAGAUCACAUUGGUGACGUUGACAAUGUUGACAAAGUACAGAACAAUGGAAUGCGUGAACAAUCGAUUCCGAUAAGAAAUUCGAAAGCCAGGAACGGCUUGCAGGACAUUGUUUACACGUCUUAUCCUGCUUCAGCUGCUUGGUCAUUCCACGGGCACGCUCGACCAUCUUAUUCAGUGGGACCACGGAACAGAACGCGGUUU